Molecule: messenger RNA, 636 nt
Organism: Acanthosepion pharaonis
Lineage: Eukaryota; Metazoa; Mollusca; Cephalopoda; Sepiida; Sepiidae
Source: the annotation of a GenBank genome assembly
AUGAUUAGUGCCCCGUUAGAAACGAUCAGAUCCACUCGGUCAACUUGUCUUUUGUUUUCUAAUUGCUACCUCCUUUUGUGCAGAAGAGAUCUCACUUUUUUUUUUUCCUUAUGGACUAUACAUUUAAAGAACUCUGGAGAGCUAUCGUCUUUUCUUUCUUUCUUUUUUUUUUUACUUUUCUCUCUAUUUCUUAUUUUCUUUCUCUCUUUUUCUUUCUUUCGUUCUUUCUUUCUCCCAUUCUCUCAUCCUCCUUUCCUUCCUUCUAUUAUUUUUCUUCCUUUCUUUCUUUUUCCUUCUCACUUUCUUUCCUUCCUUACUUCCUUUCUUUCCUUCUUGCUUUCUUUCAUUCUUUCUUUCUUCCUUCUUUCCUUCCUUUUUCUUUCUUUCUCCUAUUAUUCUUUCUUUCUUUCUUUUCUCUCUUUUUCCUUUUUUCUUUCUCUCUUUUUCUUUCUUUCGUUCUUUUUUUCUCCCAUUCUCCCUUCCUUCCUUCAUUCCUUUAUUUAUUUAUUUUUCCUUCCAUUCUUUAUUUUCUUCUUGAUUAAUCCCAUUCUCCCUUCCACACUUCCUCUCCCUUCCUUCCUUCCAUUAUUUUUUUUCCUUUCUUUCUUUUUCCUUCUCACUUUCUUUCCUUCCUGA